AUGAGCCAGCAAGUUGACAAGCAAAGCUGGAACCUCGUCUCGGGGCCCGCGGGGGGUCUAGUCAAGUUCAACAAUUGGCUGGCCAUUGGACACCCAGCAAGUUGCAACCUAUCGAGACAACUCUCAACCACCCGCACAAGUUCGACUCCGAUCGCAGUCAUCCCCGAUCUCAAACGCCCGGAGAUGAAACUCUUCACCAUUGCUGCGCUGGCUCUCGUCCUUUCGGUCAUCUCCAUCGUCAACUGCACCAUUAUCGUUUGUCACAGGUGCAAACGCCAAUCUGCCUACGAAGUCGCGUCAUUUAGGGCUCCCUGCGGACAAGAGCUGCGUCCUAAUAGUGGUCAAAUCUGUCAGGUAGAACGUAGCAAGAAACGUUAUGUAUGUCGCAAUGACCAAUGUCAAUUGGGUGUAGAAGUAAACUGCCGCCAGACCGCGAAGACCCCCGUCGAAGAAAGAUCAGUCACUAAAGGCUGUGCGCAUGAUCGAAACAUCGUAGUAAGCGAUCCACUAUCCAUUCGACCCCCGGUGCUGUUCGACUUCUUCCCCGAGAAAGACUAG
This is a messenger RNA of Puccinia graminis f. sp. tritici CRL 75-36-700-3, 558 nucleotides long. RefSeq lists its product as uncharacterized. The coding region runs from base 1 to 558 and encodes 185 amino acids. The transcript has 3 exons. Lineage: Eukaryota; Fungi; Basidiomycota; Pucciniomycetes; Pucciniales; Pucciniaceae. The record is from RefSeq and is a predicted model, not a curated record.